This is a messenger RNA of Eleginops maclovinus (Patagonian blennie), 2379 nucleotides long. RefSeq names its product gap junction Cx32.2 protein-like. The record is from RefSeq and is a predicted model, not a curated record. Gene Ontology annotation, molecular function: gap junction channel activity. Gene Ontology annotation, cellular component: connexin complex. The coding region runs from base 147 to 857 and encodes 236 amino acids. Gene Ontology annotation, biological process: cell-cell signaling. Lineage: Eukaryota; Metazoa; Chordata; Actinopteri; Perciformes; Eleginopidae. The transcript is spliced from 2 exons.
AUCUGAGUCAGUUUCUCCAAACCCACACUGUACACCUCACACCUCAGCAGUACUUAAGUGACUUCAAGACAGCUGCUUUUGUUGUCCCGUGUGAUGGAGACAAAUAUUUCUAAUAUCUGAAGCCGGACUGACAUUAGCUUCCAGCCAUGGGGGACUGGUCUUACAUGUCCUCUUUGUUGGACAAGGUCCAGUCUCACUCCACGGUGGUGGGGAAGAUCUGGAUGAGCGUCCUCUUCCUGUUCCGGAUCUUUGUCCUGGGAUCUGCCGCGGACAAAGUUUGGGGGGACGAAGUGUCUGAGUUCUACUGCGACAGCCAUGAACCAGGGUGUCAACACAGCUGCUACGACUGGAAGUUCCCGAUAUCCUACGUUCAUUACUGGGUCCUGCAGAUCACCUUUGUGUCCACGCCCACCCUGGUGUACCUGGGCCACGCGAUCCACAUCAUCCACAGAGAGAAGAGGCAGAUGGAGAAGCUGCGGGAUGUCUGUGAUGGGGCCCCACCAAAGGGGCUGAAGUACAUAGACGAAAGGGGAAAGGUGAAGAUAACGGGCGUCCUCUUCUGCACUUACAUGACCCAGCUGGUGUUCAAGAUCCUCCUGGAGGUGGGUUUCUGUGUGGGACAGUUCUACAUCUACGGCCCCCCGUUCAUGGAGCCUUACUUCCACUGCACCAAGUCUCCGUGUGCCAGUUUAAGCGGUGCCCAGUGUUAUGUUUCUCGUCCAAGUGAGAAAACCAUUUUCGUGUUCUUCAUGCUGGUGGUUUCCGGCAUCUCGGUGCUCCUCAACAUCGUGGAGAUGAUUUACCUGCUGUGUAGCCGGAGGAGAGAAACCAGGAAUCAUUAUAAGGAGGCACUCUGAUAGCAGUGCACCUCCAACCUGGAAUGGGGAACCGGGAGGAACCAGUAUGGAGGCUGCCCAGUAAUGCCCCUGCCCCCUCAGGGUCCGACAGGCCCCGUCAGUGAGGACAAACACACAGACUCAGAUGUCAGUAAAGACAAGGUCCCCUGAUUCAUGAACACUUGUAAAUUAAUUGUAAACACAUUUUUGCUCAGUAAUAGAGUUAAGGAGGUUUCUUUAAAUAUUGUACACCCAAUAUAAAUAUAAGUUUAAUUAAAAAAAUAUUAUUAUAUUAUUGCUUUCAACUAACCUAAUAGUUAUGUGAAUCCAUUGACAUAAUACACUUAAAUCAAGUCAAAGUUUCAGUUUUUACAGCAUACCCUGCAAAAAGACACUGCAGAUAUUUAGAUUUUCUAUCAUUCCUGUAGGUUUUGUAAUUUACAAGAAGAAAUUAGUUACCAUUUAUUUUAUGAAUGUAUGUAUUGUAGAAUGUUUUGUAAAAAUACAACACCAGGAUAGAGACAAUCUUACUUCAAAGGUGACAGUGUGGAUGCAGAUGUUUUGUACAGUUUAUUUUAUUUUUAGGGAUAUUUCAUAUUCACAAAAAGCAAUGGGCUGAAUCCAGACCAAAUUUUGAACUGUUUUAUCAAGAGCUAAAACAAUAUUGCAGAACUAUUAAAAAAAUGAUGAAUAAAAAGGCAGUCAAAAGUAAUUGUGUAUUUAACAAAUGUUUAAUCUGAAAUAUGAAACCGUAUCUUCCUUUUCUUUUUUUAUAUAUUUACUUUAUGUAAUUUUUGACGUCAAAUUUUUUGUAUACAACAUAUAUAUGAUGUUCAAAUAAAGUAAACAAAUUAAUAAUAAUAAACACAAAUGCUCACAAAUGCAGUGGUGGAAGAAAUAAACAUAUCCUUUCUCGUACGGUGUCCUUGAGUGCCGAGAGAGGCGCCUUCAAAUAAAAUGUAUUAUUAUUAGAAGUACUAAUACCCAGUUUUGGAAGAAGUACUAAGAUCCUUUACUUAAGCAAAAGUACAAAUACCAUGCUCUUAAAAUACUCCAUUACAAGUCAAUCUUCUUUUUAUGAGAUUUUGAUUAGAAGCCUGAAAUAAAAGUCUUGGUAAUUAAUUAAAGAAAUCGUGUACGUUAUUUGUUCACCUUCAUGCCUGACCCUAAUAUUCUUCCAUAUUCUUUAUAUUAAAAAACUUAGUCCACACAUUCAUUUUGCACACACAUAUGUGAAAUGUUUUAAACCCUUUCAGAGAAUUCAUCACAAAAGAGACCCAGUCUACUCUGUGUGUGUGCAGCAGGAGGGUAUGUCAGGUCGGUAGGAUGGCAGUACAAACACCAGGGGGCAGAGUCCUCUUUAAAUCUACUCCAGUCAGACGCAUGGUCACAGCGAGAAUUACUUGCUGUGACCAGCAGAUGUUCCUGACAACUUCAAUGUACUUUUCAAUAAAUACCAGCAAGUGUUGUCUACAAGAAGACAAGGCAUUAAACUAGUAAAACGUUGCUGAGCACCCAUAAAACGUUCUGUAUUAAAGUAUAG